CCAAGGCGGUAGACGGCAGUAUAGUGCGACAAGGCCACGCCUGGGGUGCCGUUUGACAGCAAGGUACCGAGAGCUUCUUGUUUUCAAAGCUCAUUAAACAAUUCGACACGCUCCGAUUUCGGAUGACUCGUUUAUUGGAAUGAUUGCAGCUUUAGCGCUUCCAAUGUGCAUUUUGUUACUGUCGUUGGGGGCGGACCUACGUUGAUUCCGUAUGUUUUUCCACGCCUAGCUAUUUAACCUCUGCUGCUCAGUCUGCAAGCCGAGCUACAGGACGAGCCAGGAAGUAAGAGGCACCUCUGUGGUCGAUCGAGCAUGGAGCCUGUACUGCACCGGGUUCGGCACAAGGUCUUCUCGAGCCUCCAUAGAGUAGGACUACUUUCCCGCAGGAGACAUUCGGGCUUUGCUGAACCCGUUGCUGCGCCUGCAUCCUCUCACAGCAGGCAAAUGAAACCCCCACUCCUGGUCUCUCGUCUGUAUCAGCCGUCAAACCUGCGUGACAUGGGCCCAGACAAUCGAAUGCAAGGAGAACUUACCUGUAAGAGCCAGAGGCUCAUGCAGCAGGCAGGACUCAUUCAUCCUUUCAAUCCAGGGUGCUUCUAUUACCUUCCUGCCACUGUGCGCGCCAUGGAGAAACUGGUGAGAGUGAUCGACCAGGAAAUGCAGCAGAUAGGUGGGCAGAAAUUGGACAUGCCCGGUUUGUGCUCCGCUGAUCUGUGGAAAAUCAGUCAGCGUUGGGACUUGAUGGGAAAGGAGCUGUUCCGACUGAAAGAUCGCCAUGGUGUCGACUACUGUUUGGGACCCACACAUGAAGAGGCCGUGACCCAUCUGGUGGCUCACCAGACCGCUCUGUCUUACAGGCAGCUGCCUCUACUCUUGUACCAGAUAACCCGCAAAUUCCGAGAUGAGCCAAAGCCGAGGUUUGGUCUUCUUCGAGGACGGGAGUUCUACAUGAAGGACAUGUACUCUUUUGAUAUCAGUGAGGAGGCCGCUUAUGAGACCUAUGAAUCUGUGUGCCACGCGUACACUCGGGUCUUCGCGCGACUGGGCCUGCGUUGCGUGCAAGUGCAGGCUGACACGGGGAACAUGGGUGGAAAACUCUCGCACGAGUUCCAGCUCCCAGCAGACAUUGGUGAAGACAGGCUUCUGGUCUGCAGGAGUUGCUCCUUCUCUGCCAAUGCAGAGACGAUGCUGUCUGACAGAAUUGACUGCCCACAGUGCAAAACUGGUACCCUUUCUGAGUCCAAGGGCAUUGAGGUUGGCCACACCUUUUACCUGGGUAAAAGGUAUUCUGACAUGUUUAAGGCCGUAUUCAGCAAUGCUCAAAACAAGCAGAGUGUUGCAGAAAUGGGCUGUUACGGCCUCGGAGUUACACGUAUUCUCGCUGCAGCCAUCGAGGUGAUGUCAACAGAUGAAAGUAUCCGCUGGCCGGGUCUUCUCGCACCUUACCAGGUUUGUGUUUUGCCCCCCAAGAAGGGCAGCAAGGCAGAUGAGGCAACAGGUUUAGCUGAAGAUCUCGUUCACACAUUAGGACAGACUGUCCCUCAUCUUAGAGGUGAGAUUGUUUUUGAUGACCGCACCCAGAUGACCAUCGGCAAGAGGCUGAAGGAUGCCAGCCGACUGGGCUACCCAUAUGUCGUUGUGAUUGGACAGGGGGCGCUGGAGGACACACCCAGGUUUGAGGUGAUCUGCCAGCUGACCGAUGAGACAAUGUUUUUAAGUAAGGAGGAUUUAUUUUGUCUUUUGGGAAAAGUGGAAAUCGUGUGAUUGAAAUCAGGUCUGAGAUGGUCCUCAGUUUUAAAUGAAUGAGCUGCAUAAAAGUGUGGUGUGGAAUGUGAAUCAAAUAAACAAGGAUAUUGUGGAGUGUUAAUUAAUGGCUGAGAACAACUGGAAAUCGUGUACUAAUGCUUUCUGUCUGCAAGACAUGAUAAUGUAUCUCUUGAACAGUAUUAUUCAGAAUACGCUGGAAUGCCAGUGGACCCAACCACUGUGACGAAAGGUGUUGCCAUUCCCUUCCAUAAAAUAAAUUUGAUUUUUGUUU
Molecule: messenger RNA, 2038 nt
Organism: Hippocampus zosterae (dwarf seahorse)
Lineage: Eukaryota; Metazoa; Chordata; Actinopteri; Syngnathiformes; Syngnathidae
Gene: pars2
Product: prolyl-tRNA synthetase 2, mitochondrial
Exons: 4
Coding region: 313-1764 (483 amino acids)
Biological process (GO): prolyl-tRNA aminoacylation
Cellular component (GO): cytoplasm; mitochondrion
Molecular function (GO): proline-tRNA ligase activity; ATP binding
Source: RefSeq, a predicted model, not a curated record